CAAGACCUUGGUUGGCGUCGUCAGCUGUCGUCCUGAAGGUGCUCACCUGGCUUCGGAUUUAGCCGACAUUCUGACAUUCGGUGCUGAGUUUGAGCGCAAGAACCUGAGCUGGACACCAUGCAUUGUCGACAAGCUGCGGCUAAGCCAUUAUGUCGGGCCCUUCUCCUGGUGGCGCUUAUGCUGGCAUGCUUGGCCAGAGCCACUGCCCUGGAAACAGAUGGCGCGCGCCGGCCUCGUCGCAUUCUGCUGUCAGCCGCACAGCACGACUCCUCCUCGACCUCUGUCCGCUCCACGUUUCAGCUCUCAGUUGCUGCUGACGCGCGUGUCCGGGGAGAAAGAGUUCGCCACCAAGUGAUCCCGGGCAUCCGCCGGAUGCUAGACGAUGCGCCAAUUUCAGACGAUUUCAGCUCGUCCAAUCCAUCGCCUAACACACCACCCGCCACUACCACCACCGGCACAACCCCGCCCUCCACCGUGCCUGCUUCCAGCGUCCCCCACCUCCACACAUUCCCCUACGAGUCCUGCGCCGCCUCCCCCUCCGCCGCCAAGUGCGACGACAUGCCCUUUGAACUCCUGGUCUCGGCUCUGACCGAGGGCACCGCCUCCUCCCGUACACUGCGCAUCUACCCGGGAAUUACCUUCAAGCUGCAGAUUAAGCCCUACGAUUAUCGUACGACAGAGGGUGGAGAUCUGGGCGGGGCGGACGAUGAAGGGACGCCUGCUCAGGAAACAGUCGGAUGCGAGACGAUGCUGAAGGGGCUCAGGGAGCUUCGGAUUAAGCUGCGCUCAACUGCCGUUAACGGAGCUUUCGUCAACUACCCAACUCAGCCGGACGACCCCGACUACAACAGCGAACCGUUUACAUUUAACGCAACUGUCAACGGUAUUCCCGUACAGACCUCGAUCCACAAGCAACCACGACCUCCCGGCUCUGUUUCAGCCACAACUGCCGACUCGUCGGCCGAGACCUACCUUCGGAUUCCCCUGACCAUCUUGAGCCGCCAGCAAAUCGCCAGCGGCAACACAAGCAUCUCAUUGCUCAUCAAUUCCAAGGACGAUGGCGACAUCCUGUCAAUUCCUGACUACAUUGUCGACACGACGCAGUAUGUCAUGACGUAUCCACCAAUCGGGACAGAGAAUGUGGACCCCGCCGACAGAAGGACCAUUUACUCUGCCAAGAUUCGUUACAGCCUGAUUCCGUCCGAGUCUGAUACCUCCUGCUGUCCGGCGUGCUUUUCGAGCUUCAUGCAAACAAAACUUAACGACUGUCCCUUCUGCGGCGGCGGAGAUUACUAUUCUACAUGCGUUUACAACAGAGUCGAAUCGGAUUGCGGCCGGGCGUACCUGAUGUGCGGGUUCUCGUACACGUACAGUUUCAUGAGUAGCUUUGGCAUGAAGAAUUACCCGUUCGGAUGUGUACCUUGCACGACCAACCCCCUCGGAUGGUGCGGCCCUACCAAUAGGGCUUAUGCUUACUGCUGCGCUGUGUGAGGGGUUCCCCUGUUUCCCUUUGUGAUGCGCUGUGAAAGGGGCUUGCAUGUUUCCCUUGAGUGAUGCUUGGAUCGAGCAGGAUGUACUUUGUACGGCGGAGGGUUAGUUGGUCAUGUCGUUGGGUGUGUGUUUUCCGCCUUUUGGCGUACAGGUUGUACCAUCCUGAUGUGCACACAAGCAUCUUGUAUAGAAGAUGGUUGAAUGGAUGUUAGGGCCGCAAAUGCAGAAAAGAAGGUAUUUGAAUAGUCCUUACGUGCCUGUUUACCUCCACAUUCGAGGUUAGGGCGUACGAUGACGGUCCGAAUACCCAGCUAGAUAAGACAAGUGCAUGGGGGCAUGCGCUGAUAAGGCUCUCAGGCCUGCAGGUUUAGAAGAGACGUAGGUAAUCGUUUGGAGUUUUGGGUUACAUACGUGUGUAUGCAUGCAUGGUUGCUUGGUUGCUAGUAUACCCACAGGGGCGAUGGAACGCUAGGGUUCAUCCAGCUGUACUGCUAAAGUGGGUUUGUGGCAGGGGUGGGCAUGUCUUGGCAUACCAGCCACACGCAAAAGGAGGUCUGGUGGUGGAAGCCAUACCGUCACGUGUGAAGAGGUUCACCUAAGACUUGUGAAGAGGUGCUUGCGUGUGCUGUCCUGACUGGGGGGUCCCAGCUUCCGUGACGACGAUGAUGGCGGUGAUGACGCCGCGUCACCAGGCGUCCUUGCUUCAGACGACUUUGCGACGAGGGGCCGGGGAAUAAGGGGCGAGGAUUCGUCCCGCGCACGUGUCACGGCGACUUGUGUUGUUCCAAGUUGUUUCCCGGGCGGUAAAGGAACGUUUUAGCGUGUGUGCAUUGGGGGUUAGAUGUUAUCUUUCCGAGCAAUUUCGUGCCCGUGUGAGCAGGGUGGCGCAGUGGUGGCGAAGAUUCACUUCUUGCAUAACCGGUGGCGGUGCGUACGUGGCAACACGCGAGGCGCUUGCUGCCCAUCAGGCUAUGCGGUGCGUUGUGUAGGACAAGCAAAUAACCCUGUGCCGUGGUAGAGGCAGGACGGUUUGCUCACACCGGCAUAGCUUCACCGCUAUGUUCAGUUGGGUACCGUGUAAGUCCCUCUGGGUUGUGUGUUGCCUGGUGUUCCUGCUUCUGUGGCAGUCCACAAAGGAAGAGAGGUGAUGCCGGUGAACCGUGGGUGCGUAUGGUGCAUGAGCACCUUGGCUGUUGUUGUGCAUGUGGACGUACUUGGAGCCGGGUGUUCAUUAGUCAGUGCGGUGAGAUGAGGUUGCACAGGAAGGUUGGAAAGUACGGACGGCCGUAUCGUUUAGGUUAUAGGGGUCUGGAGGUUCAACGUGCCUAGGUGCGUGUGUUAUCGGGUUGCUAGGCGCGGGCCUUGUGGCUCUCUCCCCACAUAGCUAAAAUCCUCAUGUAACGUUUUACUGGGC
This is a messenger RNA of Astrephomene gubernaculifera, 2905 nucleotides long. Lineage: Eukaryota; Viridiplantae; Chlorophyta; Chlorophyceae; Chlamydomonadales; Astrephomenaceae. The record is from the annotation of a GenBank genome assembly.